AUGGCCGUACGUGCCGGUGCCAUGUUUCGCAGCCCAAACCCCGCCAAGCCGAGACCCGUCCCAGUCCUGUGUCCUGGGGCUGGAUCUGUCCCGCUCCCUUCCCUCGGCCGGUCCCUUCUGGGGUCAGACCACCUCCGCACAGGGCCGCACGCGUUCGGGCCCCUCCACGUGCGCGCUGACCCCGGGCUGCGCCUGGGCAGAGGUGACCCCACGGGGCAGGACCACGCCGGCCCCUGUCCCGCCGGCCUCUCCCCGGGGAUGCCCCGGCAGGCGGUGAACGUGCGCAGGCCUCGCCACCCUCCACGCGUGCCCGUCCGCUGCCUGGCGAGCAGCGCGUCCUUGGAGCGAGCCCUCUCGCCCGCCCAGCUGGGGGCCUGCGGGGGGCUCUUCCCCGGGGCUCUCCCUCCAGCCCCUGGGCACCCCUCCGGCUUCGUGGGUGGGCGCACAGCCAGCACCGGGUGGGGGGAACCAUCCGCCCGGGCUGGGACAGGGCUGGGAGCAGGCAGGGAGCACGGGGUGGCUCCGGCGCGGGAGGGACCAUGUCGGGUGCUGCCUCUGGGCUCUGCCCGCGGGCAGGAGCAGGGCAGGGGCACAGCCACAACCCCUGUGUGUCGGCAGAGCCCUUUCCACUUCCACAUGGACCGGCAGAGCUCGCUGGAGACGCUGGUGGACGUGCUGGUGAGCGUCCUGCAGGCCAACGACUGGCGAGAGACCAACCUGGUGCUCUGCCACCCCUGGGAUGUCUCCGGCUUCCUCAACCUCUGGGCCCGCCGCUCCCAGCUCUUCCUCCGCACCAUCCUGGACCUUGGCUACCUGGAUGAGGCCGGGGCCACCCGCUACCUCCGGCAGCAUGGGGAACGCUUCAGGACCCUCUCCAGCCCCGUGCUGGUGCUCGGCUGCGACCUGCAGCGCGCCCGGCUCAUCUUCCGGGCGGCCGAGGAGUUGGGGCUGCCACCGCAGGAGCUUCACUGGAUGCUGGGCUCCCCGCUCAGCGCCGGCGAGCUGCAGACCGAGGGGCUGCCCCUGGGGCUGCUGGCCUACGGGGAGGUCAACCGGCCGCCACUGGAGCUCUUCAUCCAGGAUGCGGUGGAGCUGGUGACCCGGGCCAUCGCCAGCGCCGCCCGCGUCCGCCCCGACCUGGCUCUCCUGCAGACAAUGGUGAACUGCAACGACAAGCACCGGCCGGGCGCCGAGUCCUCGGGGCUCUUCCUCUCCCGGUUCCUGGCCAACACGUCCUUCCACGGCCGGACGGGGCCCGUGCGCAUGGAGAACGCGACGCUGGUGCGCGCAGAGCAGCGGUACCGCGUCUGGAGCCUCCUGCGGCGGGACCCACGGGGGGAGCCCACCUGGGUGACGGUGGGCACCUGGCGGCACGGCAAGCUGGAGCUGGAGGAGAGCGUGUGGCAGAGCCACCGCCAGCGCAAGAGCCCCGGCGAGGGCGCCGGGGGGGCCCGCGUGAGGCUGCGGGUGGUGACGCUGGUGGAGCACCCCUUCGUCUUCACCAGGGAGGCGGAUGAGGACGGGAGCUGCCCGGCUGGGCAGCUCUGCCUGGACCCCGGCACCAACGACUCGGCCGUGCUGGACGCCCUCUUCGAGGAGCUCAGCGCCGACAACGGCUCGGUGCCGCGGGCUUACAAGAAGUGCUGCUAUGGGUACUGCAUCGACCUGCUGGAGAAGCUGGCCGAGGACGUGCCCUUCGACUUCGAGCUCUACAUCGUGGGUGAUGGGAAAUACGGGGCCUGGAAGAACGGACGCUGGACAGGGCUGGUGGGGGACCUGCUCAGUGGCACGGCCCACAUGGCCGUCACCUCCUUCAGCAUCAACUCGGCGCGAAGCAAAGUCAUCGACUUCACCAGCCCCUUCUUCUCCACCAGCCUGGGCAUCCUGGUGAGGACCAAGGACACGGCGUCGCCUAUCGGGGCCUUCAUGUGGCCCUUGCACUGGACCAUGUGGGUGGGCAUCUUCGUGGCCCUGCACAUGACGGCACUCUUCCUCACCCUGUACGAGUGGAAGAGCCCCUACGGCAUGACCCCCCACGGCCGCAACCGCAUGAAGAUCUUCUCCUACUCCUCAGCCCUCAACCUCUGCUACGCCAUCCUCUUUGGGCGCACCGUCUCCAGCAAGACGCCCAAGUGCUGCACUGGCCGCUUCCUCAUGAACCUCUGGGCCAUCUUCUGCCUCCUGGUGCUCUCCAGCUACACGGCCAACCUCGCGGCCGUCAUGGUGGGGGACAAGACCUUUGAGGAGCUCUCGGGCAUCCACGACCCAAAGCUGCAUCACCCCUCGCAGGGCUUCCGCUUCGGCACAGUGUGGGAGAGCAGCGCCGAGGAGUACAUCAAGAAGAGCUUCCCCGAGAUGCACGAGUACAUGCGGCGCUACAACGUCCCCACCACCCCCGCCGGCGUCACCAUGCUCAAGUGAGGGGCAGGGAGGGCAUGGGCGGGGGGGGCUGUGCCCCCGCCCCAGCGCUGCCGCUCUCUUCCCCCUCCCCUGCCGGGGCCAGGCUACGGCAUCGGCCUCCCCCAGAACUCGCCGCUGACCUCCAACAUCUCCGAGUUCAUCAGCCGCUACAAGUCGGCCGGGUUCAUCGACCUCCUGCACGACAAGUGGUACAAGAUGGUGCCCUGCGGCAAGCGCGUCUUCGCCGUCACAGAGACCCUGCAGAUGGGCAUCUACCACUUCUCGGGGCUCUUCGUGCUGCUCUGCAUCGGGCUCAGCGGCUCCCUGCUCACCUCGCUGGGCGAGCACGUCUUCUACCGCCUCGUCCUGCCCCGCAUCAAGCGCAAGAAGAAAUUCAACUACUGGCUGCACACCAGCCAGAAAAUCCACCGGGCUCUGAACACGGGCACGGAGGAGCAGAAGAGCCAGCAGCUGGGCUUGGAGCAGAGGUGCCAGCUCCAGGCGCGGCGGGCAGCGGGGCAGCCCUGGAGCGCCCUGCAGAAGGAAGCGCGGCGGGUGCGCUUCCAGCUGGACAAAGCCCCCCCCGAGGGCGAGGGGUCCCUGCGGCACCCUGGGAACGGGCAGGCGCCGCAGCCCCCGGACAGGGCGGCCGGCGAGAGCGAGCUCCGGGAGCUGGAGGAGAAGAUCCAGGAGAUGCGGGAGCAGCUGUGCGCGGCCCUGGUGAGGAAGAGCGAGCUGGUGGCCAUGCUGGGCACAGCGAAGAGCGGCCGGGCACUGCCCGCCCCGCCGGCGGAGGAGCCCCGGGAGGAGAGCCGCUAUUCUAACCCGAAAGCUGCCACGCACACGCAGGCGGUCUGUGACAAACCAGCUCACACUUGUGAACAGCACCUGGACCGCAAACGUGACCGCAGCAGGCAAAGCUUGGCCAAGGAAAAGCCGGGGCACGGAGCCGACUGCAGGGCUCGAGCAGGCAGCCGGCUCGCCCGCAGCACGAGGCCCCCGAGCCUCGCAGGCUAG
Messenger RNA from Nipponia nippon (crested ibis), 3417 nucleotides. The record is from RefSeq and is a predicted model, not a curated record. Lineage: Eukaryota; Metazoa; Chordata; Aves; Pelecaniformes; Threskiornithidae.